Molecule: messenger RNA, 2365 nt
Organism: Sitodiplosis mosellana (orange wheat blossom midge)
Lineage: Eukaryota; Metazoa; Arthropoda; Insecta; Diptera; Cecidomyiidae
Gene: Pif1
Product: ATP-dependent DNA helicase PIF1
Exons: 5
Coding region: 147-2144 (665 amino acids)
Biological process (GO): telomere maintenance; DNA repair
Molecular function (GO): DNA helicase activity
Source: RefSeq, a predicted model, not a curated record
UGUUUUGAAUGGUUGUCAACCGAAGAACUGUUUUAGCGCGUCUUCGUCAGAUGCGUGUGUGUUUUGCUUUGUUUGGAGGGAGGGCCAACAAAAACAUUUUUUUUCUUCCGCAUUUUCGGCAAAUUUUUUCGUAACUGAAAAUUAAAAUGGAUUCCGAAGAUACUGUGAUAACGUGUGCCGUGAGCUUGGAUUGGUUGAAUGCACAAGGGAUAAGUGUUCGGAAAAUUACCCACAAAUUGGCCACAUUGCGUCUCAUUCGAAGCGAUACACGUGAACUCUUUGUUGAAGUGAGCACCGAAAAGGGACCGACCACCGCACGUUUGCUGCUCAAAGACAUUCUGGUGCACAAAAAGUUCAUGAGCGAAGGUAAAGCGAGCAUCAAAUUCAAUCGGGACAAAUGUAUGCUGUACGCAUCCAAUGCACCACCGGGUUUGUUGAUGAAUUUUCUACGAACAUUGUUCAUUAAAAUGACUUCAGCAAAUGGAGCGAAUGGAAAUGGAACGGGCAAAGUGCAAGAUGUUCGAACUCGAAUGCUUAGUGAAAAUCCAUGCAAAUUCGAUGAUAUCAGCCCAGUGACGAAUUUGGAAUUGGCUAGAGCCAAAAAAUUUGCCGGUCUAUCGAGAGCAACACCAACCACACCAUCACCGCCAUCGAAGAAACGUAAAUUUGACCAAGUUGGAAGCGAUGCAAAAGGUGAAUCAAACGCGAAGGGAAAUUUGAUGAAAAAAGCCAAUGUUGAACAACCGAUUGAAGUUGAACCACAAAUUCGAUUGAAUGACGAACAAAAUGAGGUGCUCAGAGCCUGCAUUAAUGGGAAAAAUGUCUUCUUCACUGGAAGUGCCGGAACGGGCAAAAGUUUUCUUUUGAAGAAAAUUAUCUCGGUUUUGCCACCCGAUGGUACCGUUGCUACAGCAUCGACUGGUGUUGCUGCUUGCUUGAUUGGCGGUGUAACGUUACAUUCAUUCUGCGGAAUUGGAGCCGGUGACGCUGGUUUGCAACGGUGCAUCGACUUAGCCACUCGUCCGGCAUCAGCACAAGCAUGGCGCAAGUGCAAACGGCUUAUUAUUGACGAAAUAUCCAUGGUGGAUGGUGAAUAUUUUGAGAAAAUCGAGGCAGUUGCCCGAAACGUUCGACGAAAUGACAAGCCAUUUGGUGGUAUCCAAUUGAUUUUGUGUGGUGAUUUUCUGCAAUUGCCGCCGGUCAUCAAAACUGCGUAUGCAUCGCAACAAUCUCAGUCCAAGCGUUUCUGUUUCCAAACCGAAACUUGGCUCAAAGUGAUUUCGGUUUCCUACGAACUGAAACAAGUUCAUCGGCAAAAAGACAGCGAAUUUAUUCGAAUUUUGAAUUUCCUUCGUGUGGGUCACGUAAAUGACGAAAUAGCCAAGCGCUUGAUGGCCACCUCAAAGCAAAAGAUCGAAAGUAAUGGCGUUUUGGCAACUCAGUUGUGCUCGCACACAAAUGACUCGAAUUUGAUCAACGAAUCCAAAUUGUCCAAUCUCAAAACGGAGGAACGGGUCUUUGAAGCUCAAGACAGUGAUUCAUCGUAUACAAAGCAGCUAGAUAGUCAAGUGAUGGCACCGUCACGAUUGACGCUAAAAAUUGGUGCUCAAGUGAUGCUCUUGAAAAAUAUCAACGUCUCCGAAGGUUUGGUCAAUGGGGCUCGCGGUGUGGUCAGUGGAUUCACUACCAACGGUGGGCUGCCAAUUAUCAAAUUGAAGAAUAACAAGCAAUACACGGCAAAGCCGGAGAAAUGGAUCAUCAAAACACCAGCUGGAACAUUGAUAACACGAAAGCAAAUUCCGUUGAAGCUCGCUUGGGCGUUUUCAAUUCACAAAUCACAAGGACUGACACUAGAUUGUGUUGAGAUGUCUCUGUCAAAAGUAUUCGAAGCUGGUCAAGCGUACGUGGCACUGUCGCGAGCACAAAGUUUGGAUAGCAUUCGAAUUUUGGACUUCGACAUGAAGCAAGUAUGGGCUGACCCGGAUGUGUUGCGCUUCUACAAAAUGUUCCGUCGACAGCUACAUGAUCAAACAUUGAUUCCUCUCGGAGGGCGAUCAAGAAGCGCAAACGAUGUCAAGGCUAAAUCCACUUUAGCUAAGCUCAAGAAGAGUCUUAUGGAUCAACCUCUUGUAAAUAUUUGCUAAAAAGAGAGGCUCUCAUCAACAUAUUCUGUAUUACCAUUUCAUUCAUUAGAUAGAAUUUUUGAAUUUUCGCUCAGAUUUGUAUUUAUAGAAAAAAGUAGCCGAAUUUUAAUAGAAAAUAUUUAUAAAUAAUUUGUAGAAAAAUGCAAAGAAAAUCUUAAUUAUGAUUGACCUCAGAAACGACUGAAUAAAGAAUUCAUAUCUUUUCAAUAAGUGACUAAAAA